Heteronotia binoei (common prickly gecko) is the source of this 2322-nucleotide messenger RNA. It is a transcript of the gene ANTXR1, whose product is annotated as ANTXR cell adhesion molecule 1. Gene Ontology annotation, molecular function: signaling receptor activity. Bases 55 to 1761 code for a protein of 568 amino acids. The record is from RefSeq and is a predicted model, not a curated record. Lineage: Eukaryota; Metazoa; Chordata; Lepidosauria; Squamata; Gekkonidae. The transcript has 18 exons. Gene Ontology annotation, cellular component: membrane.
CAGAUAAAGGGAGCCUGGGGAGAAAGUCGACAACGCUCGGGCUGGGAUCUCACCAUGGCCCCGGCGAAAGCUCCGCGCUGGGCUCUGCGCUGGGUCUUCUUGGCUGCCACGGCUCUGGUCGCUUGUGAUGGGCAGGGCGGCAGGAGCCGGGAGAACGGCGGCUCUGCCUGCUAUGGAGGCUUCGACCUCUACUUCAUCUUGGACAAAUCAGGAAGUGUCCUGCACCACUGGAGUGAAAUCUAUUACUUUGUGGAACAUCUGGCUCACAAAUUUAUAAGCCCCCAGCUGAGGAUGUCAUUCAUUGUAUUCUCCACUAGAGGCUCAACUCUAAUGAGACUUACUGAAGACAGGGAACAGAUACGUCAAGGCUUGGAGGAGCUUCAGAAAGUCCUGCCCGGAGGAGACACUUACAUGCAUGAAGGAUUUGAAAGGGCAAGUGAGCAAAUUUACCAUGAAAAUGUUCAAGGUUAUAGGACAGCAAGCGUCAUUAUUGCAUUGACGGAUGGUGAACUUCACGAGGAUCUUUUCUUCUAUGCAGAACGAGAGGCUAACCGAUCCCGUGAUCUGGGAGCAACUGUAUACUGUGUUGGUGUGAAAGAUUUCAAUGAAACUCAGCUGGCUCGCAUCGCUGACAGCAAGGAUCAUGUCUUCCCUGUGAAUGAUGGCUUUGAAGCACUCCAGGGGAUCAUAGACUCUAUUUUAAAGAAAUCUUGCAUUGAAAUUCUGGCUGCAAAACCUUCUAGUAUCUGCGCAGGAGAAUCAUUCCAGGUAGUCGUCACAGGAAAUGGAUUCCGGCAUGCCCGCAAUGUCGACAGAGUCCUCUGCAGCUUCCGAAUCAAUGAGACAGUCAUUCUCAAUGAGAAACCGUUUGCAGUAGAGGACACCUACUUACUCUGCCCUGCACCUGUACUGCGAGAAGCUGGCAUGCAAGCUGCUCUUCAGGUCAGCAUGAAUGAUGGCCUCAGUUUCAUCUCAAGCUCUGUCAUCAUCUCCAGCACACACUGUUCUGAUGGGACAAUCCUGGCAAUUGCUUUGCUGAUUCUUUUCCUUCUGCUGGCGUUGGCUCUCCUGUGGUGGUUCUGGCCUCUGUGCUGCACUGUGAUUAUUAAGGAACCACCCCCACCCCCUGCAGAAGACAGCGAGGAAGAAGAUGAUGAUGGACUUCCCAAGAAAAAGUGGCCAACAGUAGAUGCUUCCUAUUAUGGUGGACGUGGUGUUGGUGGCAUUAAGCGAAUGGAGGUUCGCUGGGGAGAAAAAGGGUCUACAGAAGAAGGUGCUAAACUAGAGAAGGCCAAGAACGCUCGAGUCAAGAUGCCAGAACAAGAGUAUGAAUUCCCAGAGCCCAGGAGCCUUGGAAACAGUAUCCGGAGGUCCUCUUCUCCCGGGAAGUGGUAUUCUCCAAUUAAGGGAAAGCUGGAUGCCCUCUGGGUCCUGUUGCGGAAAGGUUAUGACCGUGUAUCUGUGAUGAGACCCCAGCCAGGAGACAAGGGUCGUUGCAUCAAUUUCACCAGAGUGAAGACUUCUCAGGCUCCACCAAAGUAUCCGCUCAACAAUGCAUAUCAUCCCCCUUCUCCACCCCCUGCCCCCAUUUAUAACCCUCCACCCCCUGCCCCAAUCUACACUCCACCACCACCUAGCACACCAACACCACCCACUCCAUCCCCGCCAUGCACCCUGCCGCCACUCCCACCACCUCCUCAUGCUCCACCCCCCAACCGGGCUCCACCCCCUUCACGGCCCCCACCUCGUCCCUCUUUCUAAGAGCAAACCCAUCUCUCCCAGAAGCAUUUCUCAAGCCAUUUUCAGCAAUACUGUACCAAUUCCACUACAGGGGUGGCUUUAACAUUCUGGGUGACAAGAUGAGCAAGCCACUUUGAUUUUUUUUUUAAAAAAAAGCCCUAAUGCAUUGGUCAGCUAGAAUGCUGAAAUCACUUCUUUUAAAUUCAAAACGAAUCUCUCCCAUUCAGCACUUCCAAAAGUGGGGGGUGGGGAGAGAAUCCUUUGGGCAAAGAUUGGCAGGGAACGACAUUACUGAAAACCACCAAUAGCCCCAAUGCAUAUCACAGUUUACAGUCAUCAUGUUACUUCCUGUUCAUAUCAAGAAUGAAUGGAUUAUUUCUCACAUGAAUGGCAGGAACCUCAGGCUGAAACCCUAGCUGUAAGGACACCAACCUCAGUGGCUAAAACUGAGGCCAUUCUUAGGAGUCACAUCUCUAUCGCAGGAGCCUUUCAUCACAUAGAAAGGAUUUGCAUGUGGGGCUGGAUUUGAUAUGUUGCUGCAAGGAAGAUGGUUACCGCAAUGAAAUGUUGAUUGAUUUAAAG